This is a messenger RNA of Xenia sp. Carnegie-2017, 3938 nucleotides long. RefSeq names its product endoplasmic reticulum transmembrane helix translocase-like. Gene Ontology annotation, cellular component: endoplasmic reticulum membrane. Gene Ontology annotation, molecular function: ATP binding; P-type ion transporter activity; ATP hydrolysis activity. Lineage: Eukaryota; Metazoa; Cnidaria; Anthozoa; Malacalcyonacea; Xeniidae. The record is from RefSeq and is a predicted model, not a curated record. The transcript has 29 exons. Gene Ontology annotation, biological process: intracellular calcium ion homeostasis.
GUUUUCAACAUGGCUGCCACAGAAGAAAUAGCUUAUUAUAAAAUAUACAAGAAUCGACCAAUUUAUUUUCAUUUAUAUGUCACCCCGUUCAUAGCAAUCUAUUCAGCAUGGCUUUAUGUGUGGUUUGUAGUCUAUGGCGUGUCUGAUCAUUUCGAAAUUGGCGCCAUCGCUGGAGUUAUCAUAUUUUUAUCGCAAGUGCUUCUUGCGUUGUUUGGCAUGUGGUCAGUUCAUGUUCGUUGUUUCUUAACCUGUUCCAAGGCCAGAAGCCCUUACCAUGCUGACGUAGUCAAAGUUAUACCAACUCCUAAUAAUGGAUCUCCAGAGCUUGUGAAGCUGCAUCAUUCAAAGACUUUAGAAACCGGUGAAGAGGUGUUAUGGUUCAAGUUUCAAAAGCUCAAAUACAUUUACGAUUCGCAAGAAAAGAAAGUUUUCUUGCCUGUUGAUUUUCCCAUCAACAAUACGAUGGAAUACUAUAAGAACGCAAAGGGAUAUCAGGAUGAAGCAGAGAUCACAAAGUUUUCCACCAAAUAUGGAAAGAACAAGUUGGAGAUGAACAUCCCUGAAUUUAUGGAGUUAUUCAAGGAACGAGCAACUGCACCAUUCUUUGUCUUUCAAGUCUUUUGUGUUGGUCUUUGGUGCUUGGAUGAAUAUUGGUAUUACAGCCUUUUCACCCUGUUCAUGUUGGUGGCAUUUGAAGCAACACUUGUACAACAGCAAAUGAGGAAUAUGAAAGAGAUACGAAACAUGGGUAGUAAACCUUACGACAUUCAGGUAUAUCGAAACAGGAAAUGGCGACCCAUUUUAAGCGAAGAACUUUUACCAGGAGACAUUUGUUCCAUUGGUAGAUGUCAAAAUCAAGAUAUAUUGGUUCCCUGUGAUCUUUUGUUAUUACGCGGGUCGUGUAUUGUAGACGAGGCAAUGCUGACCGGUGAAUCUGUUCCACAGAUGAAGGAAUCCAUAGAGGAUCUUGCCGACAGUGAAUUUUUGGACCUUGAUCAACAUGGCAAGCUUCAUCUUCUCUCUGGUGGAACAAAAGUCGUUCAGCAUUCUGCUCCUCCCAAGACAACAUCUGGUCUUAAAGCUCCUGACAAUGGAUGUGUUGCUUACGUUUUAAGAACCGGCUUCAAUACAUCACAAGGUCGAUUAUUACGAACCAUUCUGUUUGGUGUGAAGCGUAUUACAGCGAACAAUUUGGAAACGUUUUUGUUCAUUUUGUUUUUAUUGGUAUUCGCCAUUGCGGCAUCGUCGUACGUUUGGAUUCAUGGCACGGCUGACCCCCGUCGCAAUCGCUAUAAAUUGUUUUUGGAAUGUACUCUAAUACUAACUUCCGUCGUUCCGCCUGAGUUGCCCAUCGAACUCUCUCUGGCCGUCAAUUCGUCUCUUCUAGCUCUCACGAAGUUAGGUGUAUUUUGUACCGAACCGUUUCGCAUACCGUUUGCUGGUAAAAUUGACGUAUGUUGCUUCGACAAAACUGGAACGCUGACCAGUGACAACCUUGUCGUGGAGGAAUUGCCGGAAUAAGACUCUCCAAGCGAAUGUUGCGAAGUAUCCAAAGCGCCUAACGCGACCCUCCAAGUGUUGGCAUCUUGCCAUUCUUUAGUGUAUGUUGAUACAAAUCUCGUUGGUGACCCGUUAGAAAUUGCAUGUCUCUCUGCCGUUGACUGGACUCUCACUAAAGGGGACAUUGUGAUGCCAAAGAAAGGAAGGAAGCAAUCAUUACGUAUAGUCCAUCGAUAUCACUUCGCCAGUUCUCUGAAGAGAAUGUCCGCUGUCGUUUCCGUGCAAACGCCAGGCUCAUCCGCCUCCAACUACAUCGCCACCGUGAAAGGCGCUCCGGAGACUCUACGCUCAAUGUACACAAGUAUUCCUGAGCAUUACGAUGUUGUUUAUCAAAAGAUGACCUGUCAAGGAGCCAGAGUUCUUGCACUCGGCUACAAAAGUCUUGGUGAGCUUCAGGCUAAAGAUGUAAGGGAACUUAAGCGGGAUACAGUUGAAUGUGACCUUACCUUCGCCGGUUUUGUCAUCAUUUCGUGUCCUUUGAAGUCCACAUCAAAGAAUGCAAUCAAAGAAAUUCAGCAUGCGUCGCAUCAUACUGUAAUGAUUACAGGAGACAACCCGCUGACCGCUUGCCACGUUGCUCAAGAGUUAAAGAUAACCAAUAAACCAACGCUUAUAUUGACUCAAAGUUCUAAUGACGCCGAUGAUCUUCAAACCUGGUUUUGGCAAUCUUCAGAUAAAACUGUAUCAGUUCCGGUAAUUCCCGAAGGAGGAAUAAAGAAACUAAAGAAAAAUUAUGAUUUGUGUAUCACAGGCGAGGCGUUUCACUUGCUUCAAAACAGUACGCAUUCAAGGGAUGUCUUGUCAUUAUUGUGGUCCGUGGUCAAAGUAUAUGCCAGAGUCGCACCAAAACAAAAGGAACUGGUCGUUACUAAGUUGAAAAGUCUCGGCUACGUCAUUUUAAUGUGUGGCGAUGGAACGAAUGACGUCGGUGCCCUCAAGCAUGCCGAUGUCGGUGUAGCGUUGUUGAGUGGCUCUCCGAAGAAGAUGCGAAAACUAGAAACAAAAGCGAGCAAAGAACGAACGUUGGAAAAUCUAUAUUUGGAAGACGAUGAAGUCGACAAUGACGUCACCGUUCCAUCUAAAAAGAAACCGAGUGCUAACACUUCGAAAGCUGCUAAAAUGCGGGCUGUAGCACGUGGCGAGAAUACUGCCGCAAAUAGCAAAAUGGAACAAGAGAAAAAACUUCAAGAAAUGUUGAAAGCCUUGGAUGAAAUGGAGGAAAACAAAGUGGUUCGCUUGGGAGACGCAUCGAUUGCAUCGCCUUUCACCUCAAAACAUUCUUCCAUAAACAGCGUGUGUCACAUUAUCAAACAAGGAAGGUGCACGCUCGUCACAACGCUUCAAAUGUUCAAGAUUCUUGCGCUCAAUGCAUUGAUAUUGGCGUACAGUCAGAGCGCCCUCUACUUGGAUGGAAUUAAAUUCAGUGAUGGACAAGCUACAUUACAAGGGAUCCUCUUGGCCGGAUGCUUUCAUUUCAAGAAGAUCCAAGGUACAUCGUGUCUUAGUAAACCAUUGAAGACUUUAUCCAAAGAAAGACCUUUGCCGAACAUAUUCAAUUUCUACACAAUUCUCACCGUUUGUUGUCAAUUCGCCGUCCAUUUUUAUUCAUUGUACUUUCUUACAACUCAAGCCAAGCGCUGGACGCCUGGAAGAACCGACAAUUAUGUUGACCUCGACUCAAAGUUUGAAGCUAAUAUUAUCAACAGCACUGUUUACCUCAUCUCAAUGGCGAUGCAACUGUCAACGUUUGCCGUCAACUACAAGGGUCACCCGUUCAUGGAAAGCUUGCUGGAAAACAAAGCACUACUGUAUAGUUUAAUGGCAUCUUCCGGUGCUAUACUAACUUUGACAACUGGUGUAUCCGAGGAUUUUUCGAAUCAAUUUGAAAUCGUCGCAAUGCCCGACAAGCAUCGAACCGAUAUCCUACAAGUAAUGUGUUUGAACGUCGUCAGCUGUUGGUUCAUCGAUCGACUGCUGCAGUUUAUUCUUGGAAAUGUGAGAAUGAAAUCCACCUGAAACACGUGCUCAUCCACACGAGUCAACCAAAGGGGCGUCGAUUCGAGAGGGAAAUAAAAGAAAUGGUUUAAACAAGGUUUUCGAUACAAGGAAGUAUAUCAUGUCCAACGUGGAAGGAACAGAGCAUCGACAUGAACCUUGCUUGUAGUUUCCGGUGGGAGAAAAUAUCCAACGUCGAUAUUUUUAGUUGCUUUAAAUUGAUACUGCGGGCUCACGCUGUGAUAUUCUUUGCACUUCAUUUUUUAGUUGCUUUAAAUUGAUAUUGUUUUCUGCGGGCUCACGCUAUGAUAUUCUUUGCACUUCAUUCAAAAUGCAAUCCACGAUUGACUACAAUAAAUGAAUCGUUUUUGAUUUUAACUCGA